Messenger RNA from Caenorhabditis auriculariae, 27061 nucleotides. NCBI's taxonomy places the organism in Eukaryota, Metazoa, Nematoda, Chromadorea, Rhabditida, Rhabditidae. The record is from the annotation of a GenBank genome assembly.
AUGACAAAAGAUAAAAGAGACGUUUUUAAAUUAAUAAUUUUCGCUUCAGAGCACACUUUCUGCAACUUUCCGCCCGCCAAGUUCAAAGUUUUUUUUGCUUCCGCUCAUUUUUUUUUUGAUGUGUUUGUUUUGUUCAUUUGAUAUAUAUAGCUUUCACUCAGUCUCUUUGAAAUUGAAAACAUUCCCUUUUCCUACUUUUUCUUUUUCGAAUAAACUACAAAUCUACGUUUCAACUUUUAUUUUUUGUUUCUCCUUCACCAAACAAACAAUAAAAGCGAAAAAAGCGUGUCAAAACGCAUGAAUAACAUAUCGGGACUAUAGCUUUUUCCAUCAAUUUGAAGGGCUUGCCCAACUUUUUUGCUUCCAACGAUAUUCAUUUGUAUCAACUAAUUCCAUUUUUCUCUAAUUUUCUGCCCAUUUUUUCGGUUGGGCCCAUUCAAUUAUUUUUGUUUUUCGUGCUCACAUCGCUAAUGGGCAUUGAAUUCGAUCUCGUUUUUUAGUUAUAUAGAUAUAUAUAUGUCUACGUUAUUCGAUCGCAUCUCGCCGUAAUAACACGUUUUUUCUUGUAAAAAAUGGGAAAUUUUCCAGGUAUUUGACGGCGGCUCUCGUUGGAUUUUCGCGGUCCACAGAGCAUUUAUUCCGUUGGAUUUUGGGUGAAAGAACGGCAUGGAAAUAGCGUCGGCCUGAAAUUUUCCACGCUUUUUUCUCCGCCCCCCCAAAACAAGAACAUCUUGGUGAUUUUUAACAGAAAAUUAUGGAAAAUGAAGAUUUUUAAGAAGUUAUAUUGAACUGAAAUUGCUUUUUUUAUUUUUCUCGUUAUUAAAAAUUUUAGUCGAUUUUAAAUAUUGCUCUUUUUUUUAAAGAAAAGUCGUUUUUGAUCCUUUUUUGGUGAAAAUUGAUCAUUAAGAAGUUUUUUUGUUAAUAUCAAAAAAACACGUAAUUUCCCUCAUUUCUUAUCUGAGCUCCUUGGGUCGGGACUUCGGAAGUUUUUUUGAUGAUUACUUUUUGAAAAUGAUGUAUUUUUUUAAGCAAUAUUUUUUUCAAAAAAACACGAAAAAUUAUUCAAGAAUUUCAUAGGAGUGUACUUGAAUUUUUACAAGAAAGCUUCAAAAUUCAUGAAAAAAAUGCUAAAAAUGAAAUAAAUUCGUACUUUCGAGCCCUCAAAAAAAGCGGAAAAAAAGCGAUUAUUCCCGUCAUUUGAAUAAUGUAAUUGAAAAAAAUUAUUUGCUUAAAUUCUAGGUUAGAGAUUUUAUCGACUUCUGUUGCUUUGAAAAAGCUUGAAAAAAAUCAGGAAAGUUUUGAAGUUUAAAAAAAUAAAAAAAUUUUUCAUAUUUUUUUCUAAAUUUCCUUCAAUUUCAGCCUGAAACGACGCCAUCCAGAAACAUCCCGGCGAACUUUCAACAACUUUUUCGCCUUUUUUCUACCCAUUUUCCGGAAAUUCUAAUAAUAAUCGGAACAGCUCAAAGAAGACUGGCGGAUUACCGUUUUUUCCAUUCGUCGUCGAGUUUUUGAAGUGCGAAACAUCAAGACAACUGCUGCUGCUGGGGGUUUGUUUGCCUUUUCGAUUAGCCCGUUUUGAAAAAAAAAUGUGUUGGUUUGGUGCGAAAAAUGACGAGGUUUUAGGUGGUAGAAAUGUAGAAAAAUCUUCCAAGUGCUCGAAAUUAUUCUUUUUUUUGUGAAAAUUUACACAAAUUGUUCAAAAAGUUUGUUGUAUUGGCGCCAAAAAUUAGCAGGUUUUAUAGGAAUUUUUGCAAAAUUUGUUAGUUUGGCGCUAAAAAUGACGAAUUUUUUUGGAGCUAUUUGUGUUUUUAGAAACGUAGGAAAGCUUUCAAAGUUCUGGAAAAUAUUAUUUUUUUAAUGAUUUUUCACGAAUUUUUUUGAACAAUUUGUUAAUUGAGAGCGAAUUUUGCGAUUUUUUUAGUGAUGAAGCUCUGGAAAAAAAGUUUUUUUCGACCAUUUUUUUCAAGAUUUUUUUGUUUUUUUAUUUGGCAGCAAAAAUGAUUAGGGACAGUUGUGUUGUAGAAAUAUAGAAAAUAUUCCAAGCUCUGAAAAAAAAAGAUUUUUUCUACCGUUUCACGCGAGAUUUUCGAAAUAAUGUUGACUCAUAUCACUUUGAAUUUAUAAAAAAAUGACGGGAUAGUUUUUUUGAUGUUUUUGUUGUUCUUAUUUGAGAGUUAUCAAGCCAUUUUUUUGUCUCAAUCGUUUUUUCUCCAGAAAAUUCCUUUUUUUAUAAAAAUUCAUGCAGUUUUGAUGAAGAUUUUAAUUUUUCCCCUAGGUUAGAAUCCUCGCGCAUUUAUCGACUUUUUAUCUUUUUAUUUUUUUCAAAAUGCCAAGUUUAAGGGUCCUUUUUACUAAUCUUAUAAGUGAGGUUUUUUUAUGGGCUUUGUUGACCUUUUUUUAACCAAAUUUUUUUGAGUUUUUUUAGAAUUAGGUACGUUCAAUAGACCCCCAAUAACUUAGACGCGUUUAUUUUGGUUUUCACUGUUUUUAAAAUGACUUUCUGAAGUGUUUUUCACUUGGAGGUACUCAUAAUUGAUUCGAUUAAAUUGACGAUUUUCUACGCUGGGCAUUUUCUGCUUAAAAUUUCAUUCUAAGUUUUCUUAGUGAUUUUUAUAUAGUUUAUAAGUAAUUUUGAAAGCUUUAUUCAAGUUUUAAUGAGAAUAUAAAAACAAAAAAAGACCGCUCAAAUUUUGAUAGAAAAUACGACUUUUCUUUUCAUUUCAUGCUUUUCAGUUAAUUUUAAAUGUUAAACUUGUUAUAAUUUGAUGAAAAUGAUUUUUUUUAAAGUUUUCAAGCCGAAAAUAUGACGAUUUUCUGUUUUGAAACUAGAAAGAAUGUUCAAAAACCGAUAAGAAAGGGGACUCUUACUCUCCAAAUUUUUACACUUUUGCUUGUUUUUCAACACGGUUUUUCGUUCUUUGCUUCUGCAAAUCGUCAGGAAAUCAAUAUCUUUGUUUUUUCUUCACAGUUUGACACUUUUUUGAAGCGAUUCUCGAUUCUAGUUUGAUAAUUUUCGUCGCAUUUUUGGAAUGGCUUAACUGGGGGCCUUUAAAUUGCGGCCGACCGAAAAGUGGUUUACGCGCGUUGAAAAUAGAAAGUUUGAGUCAUACCAGAGAAUUUAUUGGAAUGCAACGCGUUGAGCCAUUCUAAAUGCGACCAGAAAAUUUCGGUUUUUUGAAUUGAAUACGCCUGAAUUUUUAUGUGCUUAAUAAAAAGGGCCCUUAAAGGUAUCACCUGAAAACCCCAGCAGGGGUGACUUAAGCUUCAAACCCUAAAAACGGCCGCUUGAAUUUCACUAUAGAACUGUUUUUCCCUCGAUUUCUAUAGGGACCACUUGUUGAGCCAUUCUAAAUGCGGCCGGGAAAUUUCGGGUUGUAUCCAAUGCCUGAAAUUUUAUGUACUUAGAAACUCUAAAGCGGGGUCCUUGAAGGUUCCCCUCUAGGGACCACUUUUAUAGCUCCUAUAAGGACCACUGAAGCUUUAGUGGCGCAGAUUUCAAACCCCUACAAGGACCACCAAAACUUUAACUAUAGGGGCUGUUUUUUUCUCCUUAUCCCUAUAGGGAGCACUUUGACCAUCAUUGUCUAAAAAGGACCUGAAAAAUGUAAAAUUUAUUGCUUCGUAGGUUGAUUUUUUUGCCCGAUAGAAAAUAUACUUAAAUUAAAAACUUUUCGUGAUAAAAAUGCUACAAAAAUGGCGUUUUUUUUUCUGAAUUUCGAGCCUUUUCCCCCCAAACUUUGCUCCUGUUAUCGGAGAAAGUAUCACUGCAAACGUGUUAUUCGGGGGGCUCGAAAGUAAGUAUCGAUGGGCAAAUAAUAAAAUAAAUGAAACGCGAGCAAAACAACAAUUGGCGCCCCCUCCCGUCCGUUUUUGCGUUUCUGCCGCUGCCUCUGCCAACGGCUUCUCCCCGUCCCAAUAAUUUGUUCUUUCGCCUCGAAAUUAGUUUUGCUUUACUAUUUUCGCGUAGUAUUUUGGGUUACGAAAAGAGAUUUUUGAAGAUUUCCGGUUUUUAGAUAGUUUCAGAGCGGAUUUUGAGGUUUUAACUAUGAAAAAAGGUUCUUUUAAAUUUUGUUCACUGGAUAGAUUCUACGAAAAAAAAUUAGCCUUAUGUGGGGUCUUUGAAUUUUAGAACUAAAAUUUUUUUUCUGACCGUUUUUUUGUUGGUAUUUUGUGUAUUGAAAUAGAAAAAUUGGGUCGUUUUUUUAGGAAAUAAAAAAAUAAAUUAGAACGUUUUUUUCAACUCCAAAGCGAUUUUUUUAAUGUUAAGCCUAUCAAAAAAAGUCCUAAUUCACUAUUUUUAAGUUUUAUUGAAUUUUUUUGCGCCCUGAAGAUAACUUUUUUCACUUUCUGAAGGAGCUUGGAAGUUUCAGCUUGUCAGAAAAAAGAAAAAAUGAUUUUUUCUUCGAAAAAUCGCUCCUUUCCCAGUUCAAAUAUGAAUAGUUUUCGACAGAUUAACACAAGGAUUAUCGAAAUAUCCGAUCGCAUUUUUAAUGUUAUUUGGAUCUCUUCUGCAAAGCGAAACGAUUUUUUAUUUGUGCGGCAAGUGGCCAUUGGAAUUUACGAGCUGUGUGGUGUGGAAGAUAACGACGUUCCGCCGUUUACACCCGCGGAAUCUUCCCCCAAAAACUCUUGUUUUCACUGGUUUCCAUGCUCAAUUAUUCCUACAUAUUGUUGGUAUUGAAAAAGUUUGAUUGGAUAGUUCAUUCGCCAUUUCUUUGGAAAAGUUGUAUGACCUGUCUGUGCCCUCUUUUCUCACAUCAGGAGGUGAUAGGAAGAGGAAAAUAGCACUGUUUUUCAAUUUUUUCGGCUUGAGACGGAAAUUCACUAUUAAAGGGACAUGUAGCGGGCUAGGAGGAAAAUUUUGUCGCGAAAAAAUUCAGAUAUAUAGGAAGUUAGACUUCUGAUCUUUUCUAAUCACUUAUCUUUUUUUUUCGAUAAAACUUGAGUUUUUGGUGAAAUUUUCGUCAGAAGACAAGAUUUUCUGGUUUUUUUAUCGAAACGUGUCCUUAAAAAUGGUUGGUAACUUUUUUAGCUGCCAUUUUUCAUCCCAUGACCAUGUCGGUGAGGGAAAAGAGGGUGCAGACAGAUCAGACGGUUUCAUUUCCUCACAUUGAUUUUUUGGCUUUUUCAAAAAUCGCAUUGUAGUUGUAGAUCAAAGACGACUGAUCAAUAUUUGAUAGGAUUUUCGGAAUAUUCGCGAAAUAGUAUGCCAAAAGAAGAGGCUCAGACUUCUCUGCAAUAUUUUCGUCCCAAACUAGAAAUGAAUGAAGUUUAGAGUUUGAUAAAAACGUUUUUCCGAUCAAUCAGCUUAAUCGACUAUAUUUGGGGACAACCUCGUUCUAAAACAAGAAGAAUGGGGAAAUGCGACGUAAUCGUUGCUCCUUUCUUACCUGUGUUAUCGAUAAAUCUCCUCCGAUUUGCGUCUUGAUUGCGAAUUCAAUACGUAGUUGAUAACGGCUGCUUACGUCUUUUCCGCGUUUCGAUAGGCGACGACGGCCAAAAAUUCAUUCGCCUCGUUAAGCUUCAUCUCUUUAUCGUCUCUAGUUGAAUUUGCCUUAUUUUAGGAUCGAGACGAUUUUUCCUGUCAUUUUUUGUACAAGCUUGAUGAAAAAAGACGUCCGUGAAUGGACUAUAUGGGUAGAUUUUUUUGAUCUCAUCUUUCAAUUUUUAUCAAUUUAAAGUCGAAAUUUCUUUUUGUGAGCAUUUUUAAAGUUACUGAGGUGUAUUCCAUUCAUUACCAGGUUGUCACAAAAGUCUCGUAUUUUUAUAUUUUUCCUUUUUUAUCUUUAUUUUUCAUUCUUUUUGCCUAUUAGUACAGGUAUGACGCCUCAAAGAAGCCAAACAUUGUCACUUUAUUCACUGAAAAUCGAUUUUGAAGCGUUUAAAUUCGACAAAAAUCCUAAUAAAUCGAUAAUUUUUUUUUCUCAACGGAUCUGAGGUAAUCAGACAAUUUUUAGAAAACUUAGAAUUUUUUCACCCUUUCAUCCUUGGCUAGCAAGAAAAAUCAAAGAAAGAUGCAUUUUUUCUAUUUUUUUUUUUCACCCUCCCAUUUCCGAUUGUUGGUCACACCUUGAUGGAGAAUGAUUGCCCGUUUUCCUUCCCGAUUGAAUUGAUGACACUCCGUAGCGUAAUUUGUCAACAAGCAGAAUCGAUCAUCAAGUUGGGAAAUUCCUCUUCCGCUUGACUCAUAUCUGUUGCAAAACUCGGCUUUUCCCUUAAUUUGAUUAUUCGGAAUUAUGAAUAGAGGGAGAUUUUCGGAAGUUACCUGAUGAUUAACAACUUUUUCGUUACAAGAAUUGCGCAAAUUCCUAAAAAUAGAACAUUUUCCAAAUCCUUGAUUAAUUAGACUCACGAUUGCAGUCUGUGAAGCUCCAUUUUCAUAUUCUCGAACACUUUUUUAACUGAUAUUUUAAUCUCUUUGCUGACAAGAGUCAAAUUUCAUCAAGCUGAUUAAGCUUAUCAGCAUCGAGAAGCCCUUUGAAAGUUGUGACACUGAUAAUUUAUCUCUCCUCUCUUUCCAUUUCGAUUUUUAGGAGAUAACAAUUUUUCUAUUGGCAAGUUAAAAAAAGUUUAUUGCUUUGAAAGUUGGAAUUUUAUCUUUUAUUGAAUUUUUAAGUUGAUUCAAAGCCAUUUUGAUAGAAAAUGUGUUGAAUUUUUAGACUAUUUUUUUUGAAAAGACACUUUUAAAGCUUCAAAAAACUCGAAAUUGUCGAAAAAUACCUCGGUUUCAGUGUAGGUGUCCCCGGGUACAGGUACACAAAGAGUCGGUCUCAAAAAACAACAGCGAACAAAAAAAAAUGGCAACCACUUGUCGCAAACACUUGAAAAUCGCAGUUCUGUUGAUUUUUUUGCGCCUUGCUUUGAAACAAACGUGGCGUCAUUCUUGAGCCACGUUUUGACUCAUUUUUCUUGACUUUUUCAUAUUGCUCUCUUAGGGAAAUGCUCGAAAAUUGCCUAAUUUUCUAGAAAAGACGCUCAAAAAUCAGUUUUUUAAACGAUCAGAUUGAAGAAACUAAGUUUAAUGAAUCUAGUGUAUUUUUCCCAUUUCCCGCCAUUAUCUCCAUCAAUUCUGAGUCAUGUUGAUAACGUAAUCUUUCUUUUUAAAAAGGUUAAAAAUACAUUCCCACCCUUGCUAUUCUUAGUCACGCCCCACGCGCCGCUUGUUACUCUUUUUUUUCCGUCUUUUGUUGUCUUUUUAAAUGUGUUUUCUGAACGCCUUUUGGUUUAUUUUUUGACUUAGAUUAGGCUUAGAAAGACUCAGAAUGUUUUGAGUUUGGUUCAAGUAGUCACUAGAGGGUUCUUAAGAGAUCUUGAAAGAGUUUUAUUGCGAAAAUUUGGCUUUUUUUUCAUUGAAAUUGACUUGAAAUGUCCAAAAUCUGCUGUAGUCGAUUAAAGUGGUCACUAUGGGGUUUUUAAAAGAUCGUAAAAGAGUUUCAUUGGAAAAAAAUGACUUUUUUUUAUUCAAAUUCACUCGAGAUUCUCAAAAUAGCUGAAAUUGAUUCAAGUAGUCACGAGAGGGUACUUUAUAAACCUUGAGAGAUUCGAAAAAUAGCUUUUUUCGAGUUUUUUGUUAAUUUCCGUCCAAACCGACUCAAAAUGUACGCUGAAAUUGAUACAAGGGGUCACUAGAUGGUUCUCAACAGGUCUUGAACUAUCCUUGCAUUGCGAAAAAAUAGCUUUUUUCAGUUUUUUCGUUGAUAUCAGUCCAAACCUACUCAAAAUGCUCAUAAGCUGAAAUUGAUUCAAGUUGUCACUAGAGGGUUCUUGAAUUUUUCAAACUCUACUUUGCCGCCUUUAAUUCAUUUGUUGACCCUUUUUCUCUGUUGAUUUCAAGACUUUAACUUUUUGAAUUUUCAGCAAGAUGGCCGAGUACGGUGCCUCGCUCGAGGAGCUACGCGCCCUCAUGGAAUAUAGGUAUUGAUUUGAUUUUUGUAUUUCAAUCGAUCAAUUUUUGUUUUUUUUUUCGGUCAUAGAGUUUUGGAAAAAUUUUUUUGAGUUUGUUAUGAUUUUUUUGAAGUAAAAUGCACUGGGAAAAGAAGUUUUUAACUUAUAAAAUUGGUCUUUUUGAUGGAAAAUCUUCAAAAAUCGAAACUUCUCUUGAUAAUUUCGAACCCUAAUCAAAGUUUUAAUGAUUUAUCCAGGUUGUAGCGUAAAAAAAUGUUCUUUUUUUCAAUUUUAUAGUUCUUUUUUGGUAAAAGUUAUGAAACUUUCGGCAUCUGAAAGCUUUUUUUAAGUUUUGAACUCUUUUUUUCAAACCAUUUUCCAAGAUUUUUUUAGAGUUAGAAGUGAAUUUUUAAUCGAUUUUUUUCGUUGUGAAUUUUUGGCGUUUUUCUAGGGUGUAGAUAUUCUUGGAUUUUUUUGUCAGUUUCAUGGAUUUCUUUUUCUCUUUUUUUGUAUAUAUUUAGGUUCUAUUUUUUUCCUAAUGUUCCGGGAUUGAGGAGAUCUUUCGAAAAAUUUUUCAGAAAUUCAAGAAAAAAAUUCUGAAUUUUUCCCGAAAAUUGAGCAAAAAUUUGGCCUUCUCCAUGUCCUUUUGAACGAAAAAAAGACGGCCUUCUUCCGUUUUUCUUUUUUUACACUUUCAAGUAGGUAAUUAGAAAUAAUGGGAAGUGUGUGUUCUUCAUUACGUUUCUCCUCUCUUUUUCUACUCUUUCAAUUUUUCUUGAAGUCGUUAGAAACUCGGGAAAAAAAUAAGCUCGUUUCGAGGUUUUUUUGUAAUUUUUUUGAAAAGUUGGAGGAACUUUUUGAGUGGCGAGAUCACUGGAAAAAAUAUUUAUUGACGAAUCUGAGAAAAUAUUGGAAAUCCAAAGUGAUUUUUCGAAUAAUUUUGAGUAAGACGGCUCGAAGUUUGGCUAAGUUUAUUUGAAGGUCAUUUUUAUCCUGGUCUCGUCCGAAUUUACUCAGAAAAACUGAUGGAAAAGUCGAAAAAUGCCGAAUAACUGAUGAAAAAGGACUCAAAAUAAGGGAAAAAAAGACGAAAUCUAUUCUGAAAAUCAACUUCUUUCAAGUGUUGCUUGAACCUACUUUGGAAAAAAAAAAAGAAAAGUCGGAAUUUGGUCAUUUUCAUUCAUUUUUCUAACUUAUUUGACUUGAAAAUCAUUUAUUAGAUAGAAAAGAGCAAGAAAGAAUCGAAAAUAAAAUUUUAAAAAACGUUUUUUUUUUCAAAAGGUUAUAUAUUUUUUCCCAAUACACAGUUCCAUCAAGUUGCUAAUUUUUUUCAAGAUUUUUGAAAUUACAGGGGCGCGGAAGCGAAAGAGAAAAUAGAAGCCGAUUACGGUGGUAUCAAUGGACUUUGCCAGAAAUUGAAAACCGACCCCCACAAUGGUUAGUUGAGACUUUCGAUAAUUUUUGAGGGUUUUUUUGAAAAUUUUAAGCUUUGAAUAAUGAAAAGUGUAUCGUUAAGGUCUACCCGCUAGUGAUUCGGAACUGGAAAGGAGGAGGGCCGUUUUCGGCGCCAAUGAAAUCCCGCCCCAUCCGCCCAAAAUCUUCCUCCAACUCGUUUGGGAAGCUUUGCAGGUAUCAGAUGGCGUUUUUAUUGAGAAAUGGGCUGGAAAUACGGAAUUUCCGGAUAGAAAUUGGUAGUUUAUCAAAGGGAAGAUGGGUGGGUUUUUUUUUUAAAGAUUGAAAAUAACGAUUUUUGAGUGUUUUAGACGGUAUUUUUCUGAAUUUUCGUUAAGUUUUGGUUUUUUAAAACUUGGAUUGUGUUGAACUUUUUUCAGAGGUCCAUGAAGACCAUGAUCAUUUCAAAAAUUCCAAUUUUCAUUUACCCUACAACAGAAAGAGAAGCUGAAUUUUAUUCCCGAUGGCUUCAUUUCUCUACUUUUUUUUUCCAGGAUUUCCUAGCUUUUUUGAAUUUCUUCAAGCUCAACGACGCCUCAGACUCGAUUGACAGAAAUAUUCUGUUCAUUGGUCAUUAACAUUUCAACUGCGAUUUGAGAAAGGCGAAUUGACAAGGAUUUGAAGCUUGAAAAAUAUCAAAACUUGGUUCUCAGAUGUUUUUUCUUGUGAGGAAAAUAGAGGUCAUUCGAAUUUUUAUUCUCCAAAAAAACCCCGUGAAAAGGAAGAAAGAAGUCAAGUUGAAGCUUGGUUCUCAGGGGAAAAAUAUUGCUGCUUCUUGAAAAGAAUUUGGGGGACCAAAGGGAGGUUCCUUUCUCUUUAGUGAACACUAGGGGUUUUAGAAGUUUGAAGAGAGUCUAUUUCGGCUUAUUUAGUGUCCAAUAAUCAUCUGUAGAUCCUCUAAAAUCUUCUUGUAAUUUUGUUAUGUAUCUCCAGCGAAGUGUAAGCUUCGAUUUUCCCUAAAGUGGCCACUAAACGUCCAAGUAUUGCUUCAAGCUUGAAUCUCAGAGAAGAAAAAAAAAAGGGUUUCUCUCGAUGUUUGGAAAGGAUUUUUGGGAACGAAACGAGGAUUCAUGCCCUCUAGUGACUACUUGGGGUUGUAGAGAUUUUGAGAUUCUAUUUUGACUUCGAUAGUGACCUCUUGAAGCUCGAAAGUCUCAUAAAAACCUUUUUUAACCCUGUCUUGGAUUCCGAGCCAAGUUCAAGCUUUUUCAUUCAAAAAAUAUUCCCUUAAGUGACCACUUAACGUCCAAAUUUUGGCCCAAGCUACUCUCUUUCGGAUCCCAAGCCAAGCUCAAGUUUCGAUGUCCGAAAAAAAUAUCCCCUUAAGUGACCACUAAAAAGCGAAAUCUUGGCUCAAGGUACUUUCUUUUCUAUCCCAAGCAAGGUUGAAGCUUUCUCAUCCACAAAAAUUUUCCUUAAGUGACCACUGAAAGUCCAAAUCUUGGUGGAAGCGACUCUGUUCUGGAUCUCGAGCCAAGUUCAAGUUUCUUCAUCCGAAAAAUACUCCCUUAAGUGACCACUUACAGCCCAAGGCUCAAACUGUUCUGUUUCGGAUUCCAAGCCAAGUACAAGCUUCUUCAUCCGAAAAAGAACCACGAAAAGUACAAAUCCUGGUUCAAGCCCGGUUCUCAGAGAAAGAAAAAGAAGUUUUUUCCUGCCGUUGGGAAAGAAUUUGUGAGAACAAAACGAAGUUUUCUGUGCUCGGCGAGCCCCUUCCAAAGAAAAAAGAAAGCUCAUCACAUAUGUAUGAGCUCUGCCUCGAAAAACCUUUCUCUCUGUGUGUUAUGCUUGAACAGAGAACGUUUGAAUUUUCAAAUGUGUCCUCGCCGCUUUUCGCUCAUUCGAAAAGAAUCAAGGCGAAAUGCCUCGAGGGCGAAAGAGUCGAAAAAAGAAAAGAGAAAAAAGAAAAAAAGAAAAAUGAAGCACUCAGUGCCGUUAAAUCUGCGAAACGAGGGCACACGUAUACAAUUGAAUUGAAUUGGCCUCGCCGAAACGACGAAGAGGAGAAGGAGAAAAAAUGUUGCUCCUGACGUCGCUUCUUCUUUUUCUUUUUCCACUUUUCUGGCUCUUGUUCACGUGUCGGAGAGGUGAUUCGGAUUUUAGAACGAUAGGGGACUUUUAAGGGGCAUUUUCGAGACGAUAUCAGCAAAAUAGAUACAAACAGGGAUGGAAAGUGAUAAAUUGGAAGCUUCCAAUAUUUUGAGAAAAACACAAAACUAGCAAAAGAGGUUCAAAAGAGGAUUGAAAAUGAUAAAUUGAUGGUUUCAACAACUAACUUGAGGAAAAAUAACAGAUUUUUUAGCUCAGAAGACGAAAAACGGAAAAUUUCGCUGUUAAAUUCGAUAGGAAAAAAAAAAGAAGCUCUUCGUGAAUUUUUGAAUGAACUGCGAGCAACCCUAGUGGCUACUUAAGAGGUUCCUUAAGGAUUACGUGGAGAGAACACUAAAGUGGCCACUAGAACAAGCCCACUUCUUAGUGCCCACUAUAGUAAUAUUAGGUGGUCUAGUAGUACCCUUUAGACCCCUAAAGAGAUCACUGAGUUUUAGUCACUCUAGUGGCCACUAAAACGUCAAAACCCUCAAGUGACCAUUAAAUAUUUUCCCAGAAAGGAAAAAAAAUUGAUCAUUUUUGUAAGCUCGGAAUCGGAAAUAAAAAGCUACUUUCUUUUUUUUUCAGGAUGUCACGCUGGUUAUUUUAUUGGUCUCGGCCAUCGUCUCGCUGGCGUUAUCGUUUUAUCGGCCACCGGAAGAAGGAGGAGGUAAAAAUGAUCGACUUUACAAACCUUGAAACGUCAAAAAACAUAGAAGUUUCGCGGAUGCGCUGCAUUUUUAUAUAGCCGCGUUAGACCUUCAGCGGUUUUUCUACAUGUUGUAGAAUACCCCCGCGCGCAAGCUGUUUUUGGUCGGGCGCAUUGAAAUUUUGAGCCCUUUUUGCGACCAAACACCCACAAGAAAGGCCAUUAUCAGUUUUCAAAAUUGACCAGAACUUGGAGAACUAGAUGAGGAUCCUAAAAGUCUCAACCUGCAAAACUUCUUUUUUUUUUCCAAAAAGGAGACCUCCAAAGUCGAGAAAACCGUUAAAAUCUGUUAAAAUACGCAAUCGUGAGCCUAUUUUUCAAAGUUAAAGUGAUUCUUCUAAGACUAUCAGUAUCUUCUUCUGGUUCAUCAAGGAGUAUUCUGGCUAAUUUUUAAAAGUUCCUCAACAAAAAAGUAAAAUUACCUUACUUGUCAGACGUUUCAAGCCCUGGAAAACGAGGAAUUUCGAAACUGAAAGGGAAAAAAAAUGUGAUUUUUCCAGGCUCUGUUGAUGACAGUGAACACGACGCCGGAUGGAUCGAAGGAGUCGCGAUUCUGAUUUCAGUCAUCGUCGUCGUCCUGGUCACCGCCCUCAAUGAUUACACCAAAGAACGACAGUUCCGAGGUCGGUUUUCGAGGGACUUAGGCCUUUAAGGGUUACUGUAAGACUGUUAAUGUAAGGCAGUUAAUGGUUACUGUACUGAGGUUGACUUUUGAGCUUUGAUUUUGUAUUUAAGACAAAAGAAAGUUUCACUGAUUCUUUUAGGUUUAUGAUUAGGAAAAUGUUUUCGUAAGUCCUGGAAAUUCUGCUUUAACUCAAUUUUUCCACCCAAAGUAGUAUUAUUCAAGGUUCUUACAAGGAGUUAAUUUUUUUCGGAAACUAGGAAAAAAUCCUUCUCUAUGAACUUUAAGUACGAGUUGCAUUUUCAGGUCUCCAAGCGAAAAUUGAAACCGAGCACCGAUUUUUCGUCAUCCGCGGCGGUCAGUCCAUUCAGGUCGUCGUCAACGAGUUGGUCGUCGGUGACGUCGCUCAGAUCAAAUAUGGUAUGUAUUAUAUGCAAUUGAACGAAACCUUUACCGAAACUUUUUCUGAAGGGGUAAAAAAAAUCUCAAAAAAAGGUGCCUUUUUCCGUCUUUAACCAGUCUUUUCUUUACUAUUUCCACUCUCUCUUCACUUUUUCAAUCUUUUCUUUAGCCCUUAAAAUUCUAGGAUCGUGGGAAGCUCGAUAAAGACCUCAAAAAUGACCUUUCCUGCGACUUUUUAGCAGAAAUUUCCAAUUUUUCCCGAGUUAUUUUCCUCAUUUUUCCAGGUGACUUACUGCCCGCUGAUGGUGUCCUGAUCCAAUCCAACGACUUGAAAAUCGACGAAUCCUCGCUGACCGGAGAGUCGGAUCAGAUCCGCAAGAGCCCCGAAACCGAUCCGAUCAUUCUGUCGGGAACCCAUGUCAUGGAGGGAUCUGGAAAGGUGAACAACCAGUGUUGUUUUUUAAUUUUUUAGUGAUUCAUGAAUGAAUGAUUAGAUAAGUUCAACUUCGUUUUCGAAAUUUCCAGAAAGUCUGUAGGGCAUAUUCCUAUUUGGAAAAAGAAAUUAGGAAAAAAAGUUUUUUGGAUUACGUUCCUUUUGAGGUCUUACCUCAAAUAAUCAUGUCAACUGAUAAAUUGCAUAGUUUUUGUUGAAAUUCUUGUGACCCCAGGACCUUAUUCGCGACCUCAAUUGAACAUGAAGAUGAAUAUUUAUAAGAAAACCACGAUUGAAAUAGUAGCUAUAUUUCGGUCAAAAAAAAUCAAUAUUAGGUCGUACUUCAGUUUAAAAAAGAUUUCUUGAAAAACGUCCGGAAUUUCCAAAACAAAAAAAACCAUAAAACGAAAUUUUGGUUUUAAAGAGUAGAGUGUUUCAACAGACCUCGGUAACGCUAACCGGACCCGUCCCGGACGUUUCCGAGCAUUUAUAGUAACAUUUAAGUAACGUCCGAACUCUUAAGUGACCUCUUGAUAUGUCCCGACGCGUCCGGUUCGCAUUUCUCAAGGCCCGAGAAUUAAGACGGUAGUUCGGUAGAGCAACUUAGACUUAGUCCAAAUCGGAUAUUCCAACGAAAACCAAGUGAUUGUCCAGAUGCUGGUGACGGCCGUCGGUGUCAACUCGCAGACUGGUAUCAUCAUGACUCUGUUGGGAGCCGCCAAGUCGGUGGCUGAAGAGGAACGGAAAGCGGCGAAACGCGAAGGUUUGAACCUUCUUUCUAGAAUUUAACCGUCUUUUUUUGUCCAUUUCUCUCGGUUCUUCCUCUAACCCAUUCCUCUUCAUUUUGACAUUGCUUGAUUACAUAUUAGAUUCUAUUGGGGCAUUUUUGUUAUUUUUUUUUCUUUGGGAGCCCUUCGUAAUAGCAUGGGUACCGUACCAUUUUUAUUUCAUUAUCUUUUGAUUUUCAUUUUUAUUUUUUUCGUCAUAUUGUAUCAUUUUCUUGAUUCUUUUAUUCUGGAUUUUCGAAAUGAGAAAAGAGCUGGAUUUUGGAAAAAUGGGCUAAAAUUUUUGAAAUUUUGAAAAUGAGCGAUUACUUUAGCAGCAUUUGUGACCCAUUGAGAAAAAAUCGCGAAGAAGAAAAUGAAGCUUUUCUGAUUUUUCAAGUAUUUUUCUACAGGAAAAUGCAUGAAGGAUGGUUCAAAGAAGUUCAUUUUUGUCAUUUUCAGCUUUUUUUCUCAAAAUUCCCUAAGAUCCUACUAGUUGUAUACUCAAUUUGGGGCAUUCUGACUUUUCUGCAAUUUCCAUGUUUAUGUGACCCUGUCGGCGAGGGAAAAGAGAGCGCAGACAGGUCAGACUGCCUCGAAAUUCAUGAUUAACAUUUUAUUUGAUUCUCCUUUGUUCACCCCCAAGGCCCGGAGUUUAGAACGUCGGUCGAGAUCUUCGGUCAAAUCCCACCAUCAUCAUCACCACGGUGGCUCGUCUUCACAUCCAAAUGGUUAGACCUCCUUCUCAAAACAGAUAAAAAAUCAAUUUUGUUUUGCCGUUAACAGUGUUGUCUUCUCCUUCUUCUUUUUUGACCUGUCUUUGACCCUUUCCUAUCCUUUUCCCACUUGCCUGUCGAAAUCUGCUCUUUCCAUCCUUUCCUGUCCCUUUCUCGACCUGCAAAAAAGCCUGUCCUGCACACCUUCUCUUCUUCUUUCCAUGCACAAACGAUGUUGUUUCCGAACGAUCUAUUCUCUUUCUUUCUUUUUUCGGUUCCUCUCUUUCUUUUCAAUGUCCCGAUGGAAUUGGAAGGCAUGGCACGAUAAUAGCGACACUAUUUUUUCGUUGUUGUGAUUGUUGAUAUUCUGGAAAAUGAGAGGGGAAGAAGCAUGUGAGAAUUGAAAAAGGGAAAAAUUUGAAGAUUUUAGUUAUGAGGAAUUGAAAAUUAAUUAAAGCUUGAAAUUAAUUAGGAGAAAAAAUAGCCGCAAAAAUGUCAACCAGCAGUUGCGCUCCAAUGAUAGACUUUUGCGGAAUAAUGGAGGUUUUUUAAGCUUCACCAAAAUUGGAAAAAUUUUGACGAUUCGCUGCGUCCAACCCUUUUUUCAAGUUUUAUUCAAGUUCAAAUUCAAAAAUCCUUGACAGAAAUUUUGGCCAGUAGUUGCGCUCCAUUGAUAAUUUUCGCCAAGCAUGACUUUUUACUUAUUGAAUCGAAUGGAUAUUCAAAAAAAUUAGUAUGGAGCAAAUUUUAAACGGCUCAGAUAUUGGUAACGCAAACUGAAAGCGCCCCGCGCGUUUCUGAACCAAAUAGUGAUCACUUAAGCGAUGCUAGUGCACUUAAGAGAUCACUAAAAAUGUUCAGAAACGUCCAGGUCAUUUGCGGUUUUCGUUGCGGAUAUCUGAUGAUUCCCAUGGAGCGCAAAAAGCUGUAGAAUUAUUGACUAUAUUUUUCAAAUAUUUUUGACCUUUUUUUGAACGUGAAAGAUCAGAAAUUGGGCGAUUUUCUUGAUAUAAUUUUUUUCAAAGAAUCAUACAUAAUCAAUGAAUUAUAGACCAUCAGGAUUUAUCCAACUUUUUUUGUUGUUUUUGGGGGCGGGCGAAGAUGUUAGCUAGUACGUUUGUUGUUUUGCAGGCGGCGACACCCAGGGAGCUGAGGAAGGAACGGCCCAGGCGCUUCUUGGUGAGUUUUUCUGAGGAUCUGUCCGACAAGAAGAAGAAGAAGAACAGAGAUGGCAAGGAAGAGCCGUGGGAAAUUCAGUGUUUAGUGAAAAUUGGAAGAGUUUCGCAUGGAUUCAAACCUGGGAAAAAGUUUUUGGAUUGGAUUAGUACUGAAGAUUAGGCUUCCAUAUUUUUGAAUCGGUUAGGAAAAUUAUUAGUUGGUUUUGAACCAAGGAAAAACGGUUUUUAGACAGGAUUAGUACUGAAAAAAGGUCUCAAUUUAGAUUGGCACAAUGAAUUUUCAGUUUUGAAUAGGUUAGAUAACUGAGUAGUUGUAAAAUAGCCUUCAAAAAAAUACCUCGUAGAAGAAAAAAAUAGUGAUAUAUAUAUAUAAACCGCAAUAUUUUUCCAAAAAAAAGUAGUUCAAAAUUAGUGCUAGAUGGAAGAAAAUCGGUCUUGGACCGGUUUUUUGCUGUGAAAGCGAUUUUUUUCAGCCAAAAGAGUCCUUGAUUUUACAAUUUUUCCAAUUUUUUUCGAGAAAUAGAAGCAAAAAAAGUAAGAAAUUUCAAAAAAAAUAUCUAGCACCAAUAAUAUCGAAAAAUUUUUCUCUAUGUGGUAGUGUGACACCUGGCGCACGUUAAAGUAUCACACUUUUUUUAGUUGGAAAAAUAUUAGAAAAUUAGAAAAAGUAUCUUUAAAAAAAUUUGAACGUUGCUCGUCAUUGUACCGAUGUCGUGCACACCAUUUUUCUCAAUUUUUUUCACUUUUUUUGGAAUAGUUAGGCCCACCUGAAUGUGCUUUUUUUUUUAGUUAUUUUUGUAAAUUUCUAGUAGAAAAUAAUAGAAGUGUAUUCGUUUCUUUUUCCAUUUUUCGAUUAUCAAAUUUUUGAGAAGGGGGUUCUAGCCGUGUUUUUCAUUUUUCUCAUUCAAAAAAUUUGAAGCUCAGGAUUAUUUCGGUAAAACUGUUCCAAAACAUGAUAUUUUCAUGGUAGAACACUUCAAAGCUCUUAAAUUAGAAAAAAUGGCUGGGAAGAUAUUUUUGAGUAAACGAUGGAAUUUUGAGACACGAGAGCAAAUCGUCUAAACGGAUGCUUUGUAGGUAAAAAAUCACAUUCUUAGGCUUGAAAUUGAAUUUUUAAGUUGAAGUUUAUUCCUUGGUUAUGUGUGCCGAUUUUCAGACAAGGGCGAUGAGGCGAUGGCCAACGGCAAGAUUCCGGCCGAAGACGCCGGCAAGAAGGAAAGAUCCGUCCUUCAGGCCAAACUCACCCGGUUGGCUAUCCAGAUCGGCUACGCUGGUGAGGAUUUGAUAAUAAAUAUGUUGGAGGAGAAAAUCUUGAAAGAACCACUUAAGGGGCUCCUCAAGAAGUUGUUGUAGAGGACACGAAAGUGGCCACUAAAACCUACUCUAUAGAAGCCAAUUAGUGGCCAUUAUAGCAGUUUCUCAUGAUUCAGUAAUACCGCUUAGACUCCUCAAGAGGCCACUAAAUUUCAGUCGUUUGAGUGAACAUUAUUUUUGACUGCUAUAGUGGCCACUAAAACGUCAAAAACCCUAAGGUGGCCACUGAGAAUUUUUUUCCAGUUAUUCUAUGAUAGAAAGCAAAAACCUAUUUUUCUUUAUUAAAUUGUGAAAAUUAGCGAUUUUUUUCUUGGGUCUAAAGAAUUUAGUUUUUCAAAAAGACGAAGUUAUUCAUCGAGGUUUUUUUAAUUUAAUUUCGAAAGCAGUUAUUGAAAGUUUUUCGAGCUUUUUAAAGAAAUGAAUGGAGCAACUAUAGGAGUCUAAUUUCUAAAAAAAAUCAUCAUUUUUUUCAGGUUCCUUCGUCGCCGGUUGCACUGUCUUGAUCCUGGUGAUUCGGUUCUGCAUCUCGCGCUACGCCAUCGAAGAAAAGUCCUUCUCCCUCGCCGACUUCCAAUACUUCAUCAACUUCCUCAUCAUCGGUGUGACUGUUCUCGUCGUCGCCGUCCCCGAAGGACUCCCCCUUGCCGUCACACUCUCCUUGGCCUAUUCCGUCAAGAAGGUGGGAUGAAAUUAAGAUUAUGCGACAGAAAAGCCGCGAAAAAUGGUGUAUCCCUGUGUUUGUGCGCUCCACUGAUAAAAGUCGAAAUUUUGGUUCUAGUUUUUUUUUUUAGUUUGAUUCAAUUUUGAUCGUCUAGUAGGACAUUUAUUCACUCUUUGUCUACUUUGUCAAGAAGGCGGGUUAAAAUACGGUUAUAUGAAGAAAAAGCCGCGAAAAAUGAGGUAUUCGUGAACUUUUGCGCUCUACGGAUAACAUUAGAAAUUUGGGCUUUUUUUGGGUUUUCGAUUUAAUUUUGAUCGUCUAGCAGAGCGAAUAUUCAUUUUUUGAGCACUUAUCUAUUUUAUUUUGAAAAAUGAGGAGAAUUGUGUCAUUGGGACCCUAAUAAUAGUUGAAAAGUAGUUCCAAAAAUGACGAUUUUUUCACAUUUUUUGGAAUUAAUCGCUUUUUUUCGGCCUUUCGUAAGCAUUUUUUGAUAAUUCGAACGUUUAUCGAGGUUAUCAUUACCAUUAGAGCCUGAAAUCCUUGGAAAUUAACAAUUUUGGCGGUCGUUAUCGAUGGAGCGCAAAUGAUGCGCAAAUUUUUUUUGGUCCUUUUUUCGCAGCUUUUCCGUCAAGUACUUGAAAAAAAGUUUCAUAAACACUAAAAAAUCGCUCUUAAGAUGAUGCUGGAUAAUAACCUGGUCCGACACUUGGACGCCUGCGAAACCAUGGGAAAUGCCACUUCGAUUUGCUCCGACAAAACCGGAACUUUGACGACCAACCGGAUGACCGUCGUUCAGUCCUAUAUCAAUGGUUUUUUGAGAAAUAUGCAAAAAAAAAUGAGAGAUAUUUUGAAGAUGUGCACUACAAGGACACCCCAAAGAUUGAGUCCCUGGAGAAAAAUACGCUGAAACUUUUGAUGGACUGCAUUUCGAUCAACAGCAGCUACUCGUCGCAGGUGAUUUUUGGGGAGAAAGGGAAAAAUGGCAAUUUUUUGAUUGCAUUGGAAUUCAGGGAGAUGGACUAGAAGUAUUCUUUGAAAAAUUUGAAAAAAAAUCAAGUUUUUUUAUUUUUUUCACACACAAGUAUCGUAUUUACGGAAUGGAUGUUGCUAUUCAAAAAUCGAUUUUUUUAAAAAAAUUUAUAGACUGAUUUUUGGAUUUUUCGGAUAAUAUUACCUGAGAUAGGUACUUGAGAAAGAAAAAAAUUGAAGAUUUAUUUUUUUAUUUUUUUGGAGAGGUUGUCAGUUGAACAUGAGCGCUACAGAAAGUCAUUUUACAAUAUUUUUGGCUUAUUAAAAAUUUUUUUUGACCUGGAAAAGUGGAAAAUUACGCAAAAAAUUUUUUUUACAUGUUCAUAAAGGCAUUGGGGACAGUUUGGGAAUCAUUUUUGGAUCCUUUUUUGAGACUUGUCACGAUUUUUUAGAGCCAUACCUUCAAAUUCUGUAGAUAAUUCAAGAAUUGUGCGUUUUUUGUCGAAAUUAUGAGUUCCUUAGUCAGACAGGAAGUAGGGAAAUGUUUAGAAUACUUCUGGAAGUUAUUUUGACCUUAUUAAAAUUAUUCAGGUGAUCAUGCCGAAGGUUUCUGGAGAGCAGCCGACUCAACUCGGAAACAAGACCGAAUGCGGUAUGCUCGGCUUCGUUUUGGCCCUUGGAGACAGCUAUCAGAAGAUCCGUGAUCGUCAUCCCGAAGAAACUAUCCCGAAGGUUGCUUCUAACCGUCCUAUCGAGUAACAAUGAAAUCUUCCAGGUUUACACCUUCAACUCGGUGAGAAAAAGCAUGUCGACGGUGGUGAACCUUCCCGACGGCGGCUAUCGUGUCUUCAGCAAAGGAGCCUCCGAAAUCGUCACCAAACGCUGCAAAUGGUUCCUGGGCAAGGGCGGCAACCCGACCAAGUUCAGCCCGAAAGACGCCGAAGCCCUUGUCCGCGACGUCAUCGAACCCAUGGCUUCCGACGGUCUCAGAACCAUCUGCCUGGCUUACAAGGACUACGUCCCCUCGGACAAGAAGACCUCCGAAAAUCAGAUCGGAUACCAAUCGGAACCCGACUGGGAGAACGAGGAGCAGAUCGUUGGAGACAUGACCGCCAUCGCGAUCUUGGGUAUCCAGGAUCCGGUUCGACCCGAGGUCCCUGCCGCCAUCACCAAGUGCCAGGAAGCCGGAAUCACCGUCAGAAUGGUCACUGGUGACAACAUCAACACCGCCAGAUCCAUCGCCACCUCCUGCGGAAUCCUCAAGCCUGGAGAAGACUUCAUCGCCCUCGAAGGCAAGGAGUUCAACGCCAGAAUCCGUGACGAGAACGGCGAGGUCUCCCAGGAGAAGCUCGACCAGAUCUGGCCCAAACUUCGCGUGUUGGCUCGUGCUCAACCUUCUGACAAGUACACGCUUGUCAAGGGUAUCAUCGACUCCAGAAUCACGGAACAACGAGAGGUCGUCGCUGUCACCGGAGACGGAACCAACGAUGGACCUGCCUUGAAGAAGGCCGACGUUGGCUUCGCCAUGGGUAUUGCUGGAACUGACGUCGCCAAGGAGGCUUCGGACAUCAUCCUCACUGACGACAACUUCACCUCAAUCGUCAAGGCCGUCAUGUGGGGCAGGAACGUCUACGACUCGAUCGCCAAGUUCCUCCAGUUCCAACUCACAGUCAACGUUGUCGCCGUCGUCGUCGCCUUUGUCGGAGCCUGCGCCAUCCAGGACACGCCCCUGAAAGCCGUUCAGAUGCUCUGGGUCAACCUGAUCAUGGACACCCUUGCCUCCCUGGCUCUCGCCACGGAAAUGCCGACCAUGGAACUCCUCAAGCGCAAGCCCUACGGUCGUACCAGCCCGCUGAUCUCCCGCACCAUGAGCAAGAACAUCCUCGGUCACGCCCUCUACCAGCUGGUCGUCCUCUUCGUCCUGAUCUUCUACGGCGAGAACCUCUUUGGCAUUCCCAGUGGACGAUGGGCGCCGCUUCACUCGCCUCCUUCCGUCCAUUUCACGAUCGUCUUCAACACCUUCGUCAUGAUGACCCUGUUCAAUGAGAUCAACGCCAGGAAGAUCCAUGGCGAGAGGAAUAUCUUUGUGGUGAGUUUUUUGGUUUGUCCAAGCGAGACGCAUCUAUUUUUGAACCUUCCAGGGACUCUUCUCGAACCCGAUCUUCUACCUCAUCUGGAUCGCCACGUUCAUCUCCCAAGUUCUGAUCAUCCAGUUCGGUGGCCGCUGGUUCAGCACCUCGGCUCUCUCCGUCGAACAGUGGCUCUGGUGUCUGGCCCUCGGCGUCGGAACCCUCCUCUGGGGACAGGUAAUUUCAGUUCUCUUUACCUGUAGUUCGAUUCACUUGUAACAUGAGUGCUCCCGGGCGAAUCUUGAGAUCAAAACUUGAAUUUUAUCAUUUUCCAGGUCGUGACCUCGAUCCCCACCGGCUCUCUGCCCGCCAACAUGACGAUCGGAUCCGGCGAAGCUCCCGCCAACGACCCGCUCAUGCCCGACUACGAAGACCCGGACACGCACGAAAAACGCUCCGGGCAGAUCCUCUGGGUCCGCGGGCUGACCCGACUCCAGACUCAGGUUGGUCCCCGGAGCCUUGCGUUUGUCAGAAAGUUGGAUUGGACUUUGGAAUCAGAUUCAUUGUUGAAAGGAAAGAGAAAGGAAAAAGAACCCUGCCCUCAAAAUUUUGUAGGAGAAGAGUGUAUGAGGGAAAGAUAUGAGAAAAAUGAGCCGCAAUCGAGGAAAUGAUUCUCUAUGGACAAAAAUGAAAAAUUGAGCUUCUAACGCAAAUUUUCGAUUUUUCGAAUUUUUAUCGAGUUCUGUGAGUUUUUGGAGAGUUUGGAUGGACAAAAAAGCCAGUUUUGAUCAGGAAGUACAUUUUAUAAUCGAUCUAGAGCACUUGAAUUUUUUAUCCAACUCAUUUUUCUCGAUUUUUUCUUCUUCAUACACCCUCAAUUUCGGAUUUUUAUAAUUGUUGAGUGUCAACCAGUCGCUUUUUCAUGAUUAUAAUUUCCUAAAUGUGAACGUUUUUCAUACGUAUCAAUAACACUACGAGGAAACGACGACAUUCAUCGGAUUUAUGUUUUUUUCAGUUUUUUGAGUUUUUCUAUGAUUUUAUUUUUACUGUACUUCUUCCUCAGCUUUUUGGUCCGUCCUCUCAUUUUUUGCAUGCUACAAGGUUUUUUUGAAUUAUGAAUAGAAAAAUGGAAAAAUGAAAUUUGAGGGCAGAGGUUUCAUAAAAAAAAAGUUUGGAAGGAAAUUUGUCGAGCUUUUUUUUUCUUCUACUUCUUCUGAUGCGCCGAAGCUUUCGUGUUGUUAAUUUUCAAGGAAAAAUGGUGAUUCUGAAGGAAAUUACUCGAAAGAAUGGCUGGCAAUCGUUGUUGUUCUUUUUUUUCGAAAGUCUUGAAAAUUCGGCUUCAAAUCGGCAAUUUCUGACGAUUUCGGACCAAUUUUUGGGCCCUGAAUCGGCAGAAUUUGACAGUUUUGAGCCUUUUUUGGUUCUCAUUCAUUUUAUUCGCUUUUUCUAGGUUUUUCCAAGAAGUUAUGGGGAAAAGAAUUGAGUUGGCGCGUGCUUAAGUUAAGAAAAAAGUAUUUUUUUGAUUUUUUUUUUUAACCCAAGAGUUUUUUUUUUGAUUUCGACGCUCCGACCCCUGUUGAUUUUUUUUUUGUUUUCUUGUCCGUCCUUUACAAAAUACGUUUCUACCCAAUAUAUGAGUAUUAUAUAUAUUUUUCAUAAUUAUUUUUUGGCCGUGUAUGCGCAAGUUUUUAUUGAUUGGAUCAUAUCACGAGGAAUCAAGCUUUUGUGGGAUUUUUGGGCAGUUUUUUGGGUUUGAAGAAAUUUUUUCUCGAUUUCUUCACACUCUUGCUUCAUACGGUAAUUUACAUUGGAUUCAAUCUUUUUUUUUGGUUUCUGGAUGGCUUGGGACUUAUUUUCACUGUGAAAAAUUCAAUUCUGACUUUUUUGAAUCGGCUGGCGGAAAUUCUGAUUUUUAAACUUAGCCGUGGCUUAUUUCCAAUUACGAAAGGGAAACUUCGGCCGCGGCCUGAAAUUCCAAAUUAAAAAAAUUCGCUCUUGUUCAGAAUUUUGAUUUCGAUUUGGAAAAACCGGCCACACCUUGAAAAAUUGAUUUUAAAGCCAAUGUUCAAUCUUGGCUCAUAGUUCAAGGUUUUGAACCGAGAAAAAAAAAAUCGUGACCUGGUUUUCCAAAUUUUGGAAUUGGAAAACCCAGCCGCGGCCAAGUAUCAAGUCAUCUCUGAACCCAAAAAAAAAAUAUUUUCUAAGUUUUCCAAAUUUUAACCAAUGUACAUUACCGUGAAAAUUUUGAUGACGAAUGUGCUCGUUUUAUGCUGGAAAUGGUUGAUUUAACUGUAGUCAAUCUAUUAUUUUAUCAUUUCGGAGUAUUGUGAAUAGAUCGGCGCGCAAUGAUGAUGGGUUACGACGAGAAAUUUCAUAUAUACAUAUUUUUCCCCCUUUUAUGUGCUUACUGUGAAGUGUUCGGUAUAUAUAUAUAUAUAUUCUCUCUUUGUAGUAGUCGUUUUUUUGUCCUCGAAUACCAGCCGACAGCCAGCCAGUUCAAGAAAAUUCUUAGUUUUCCGAUGAUGGAAUGAAAAAUUUGGCUCAAAAUGAGCCAUAUUUUCUCAUUCCAUCAAGGUUUUUUUUUGUUCUAACAACCGCUUUCCCUAAUUUUGCUUCCGUGGUUUGAUGAGCACAAGAGUUGAGAGAAAAUCGAAUAUUUAAAAAUGUUAGAUCUGAAGAAGAGAAUAAUAUUGAAUGGUGAGACGGAAAAUGAGGCUGAAAGUCGUGGAAAUUAAAGUGAUUACUUGAGGGCUUUUUCUGUGAGCUCUGGGCCCUUUUGGAAGCUUGAAUUUAAGUUUAGAAGAAGCUCUGAGCCGCCAAGUGGCCACUUAAGAGGUUUCAAAAGUCUCUUCAAGUGGUCCCUUGGGCAGAAUUGUCUCUUUGGACACCUAGAUAAGGGUUAUCGGAACUCUGAGCCACCAAGAGAUGAAAAGAGUAAUUUUAAGCCUCUUUUUUAAAGGAAUUGAGAUUUUUUAGCUUCUGAGUGCGAAAAGAGACAUAAUUUACAAGUUCACAGGAAUUUUAAACUUCAAAAAAUGCAUAUUCAAAUGCCCUUGAGUAAUCUUCUUUUUUUUUCUUCAAUUUCAACGAUUUUUAGCCUCAAUUUUUUCCGUUGAUCCUAGUUAUUUGCUCGAUUGGCGUGAUGCACAUUUUGAGGGGUAUGUGCUUGCUUUUUUAUUUUGAUUUUGGUAAGGAAAUAUUCACAAAAUCACGAGCACAAUAUGGCAGGGUUUGACAUGAUAUGAUGAUGAUGAUGGAAUUAAUAUUGGUUUGUGGGGUUUUUUUUCAAGUUUUUUUUUUCAUUUUUAAUUUAUAUAUUUUUUUCAAAUCGUUUUAUUGAUUGUCCUGGAGUCCAUCAACGUCCGCGUCCAUAUGUUUUGUGUUUCACACAGAAGUACGUUCCGCAAUCACACAUUCACACAAUCACACAGUCACACACACACAAGCAGUAUAUAUUCACGUUUUGCACCUUUAUUUUGUACGUUUAUGUUCUUGUCACAAACGUUGAUAUCCAUGGUUCUGUUCGGUAUGUCUUAAAGAUAAAAAAUAACGAUACAAGAGUUUUAAGAAUUGGUACGAGAGGUUGAGCGGAAAAUAUGGAAGUUUAAACAAGUUUACUUUUUUUCCGAAGUGAAACGGACCAUUUUCCAUCAAGAUAUUUGAGAUUCAAAGACACGACCGAGUUUUCCAACUCUAAAGUUGGAUUCCCGACCGCGGCCUUUUUUUCCAAAUCAAAAACUUUAGGGUAGGCCGUGGCUGAAGUUUGGUAGUUCCAAAUAAGAAAAAUUUAUCAGUAGCUAAGUUUUUUUAGCCGAAAACUGGACUUUCAAGUCGUGGCCUGACUUUCCAACUCAAAAGUUUGAACUGAGACUUUCAACUUGAAAUUUGGGUUGGCCAAUUUUUUUCCGCUCAACUUCUCUUUCACCGUUUUUGGACUUUUCCAACGAUAAGAUUGUGUUGUGUCGCAAUAUUUCCUGAGUAAAUCUGACAUGCUGAAAUGAUAGAUAACUAUUUUUUAUUCAAUUUAAAAAACAGAAAAAAAAAGAUAAAAAGAUUGGUGAAACGGAGGUGUUUGGGGUGGCAAGUCUUGUUGUUUUUCUUGGUUCUGUUCCUUUAUUCUUUUUAUAUUUUCCUUUAGUGCUUUAUUUGCCGUUUUUCAUACAUCUCCCUACCCCGUUUUCAAUAUGAUACCUGUUUUACCCUCAAAAAAAAAGAGAGAUUACUGGAAAGUUGGAGAGUUAAAGAUAGAGAGAAUAACUAUCACUCUCCACCUUUUCCAUGAUCUCUAACCAUUUUGUAUACCUAUUUUGCUGUUUUUAUCUCCUCAAUAAUGUACUCAAGGGCUGUAUGAAUGAAAAAAUGAGUUCUCAGGGUUUUACGGACCGUAAACCUUCAUUCAUACGGCCUUUUCCCUUUCCUACUGUGCUUUAAUCCCGAAAAAGCUUCACUUAUUAUCUCAUUUCCUAAAUUUUCAUUGAUAUCACUUUUCAAAAAAGCUUAUUGGUUAAAAAAGCAUGCGCUUACUAACAAAUAAUAAUAUUCUCAAAUAGCCACGGCUUGAAAUCCACCUGGUUACAUUAGGAAUGGCUCGCUGCGAACAAAAAAUCCUGACGCGCGAAAGUCGUUUUUUGGUCGGGUGCAAGUUUUGAAUUGACCGCUUCGCAGCCGAGCCAUUCCCACUGCGAUCAACGUGUUUCGAGUCGUGGUCGAUCCACUAUAACUUGCAAAAAUCUCUUUAUUUCACAACUAACACUGGGGAAAUGAUCAAUUGAUUGCCACCAAUGAAAGAACAACAACCUUGCCAACCCACAAACACAAUUUUUGGUGUAAAUUCAAGUUUUUUUUUUGCUAUUCACGCCAAGUUCCGCUUGACUCAUCACACAUUGCAUUACAGUAACGAAGUUGAAAUGAUUAUCAGAUUUGAAAAAAUGCAAAUAUUCAAACGAAAUUGUAGAUGUCUUUGACAAAGUAAUCGUCAUUUAUGCUCAAUUUUUGACGGUUUUGAGUUGAUUUUCCGAAUUCCUGGCUGAAUUAUGGACCGGAAGUAGUAUUUUUUGUACAGUUAUCGGUUUUUAAAAGUCUUAUGGGAUCUUGAAAAGUUUCAAUAUAGAGAUUAGAAAGAAAAAAGAACUAGGCUAAGCUGAGAGAUCAACUGCGUUUGAAGAGACGCCAGAGAGACAGAGAAACUCGCUUUCUAUGGCGUCUCUUCUGACCCACUCGAUCUCUUGCUUCUACCACCGAGAUUACUUCAAUUUCGCUACUGUAAUGCACAGAUACUUUCACUUUCUUAACACGAACGCUAGGCCUGGACUUUGUUUUAUGCGACGAAUUUUCUUCCGACUUGACUUGCCCCAUCUGGAUUCUCCGAGAGAGCAACGAAUUACAGUUGCGAGUGGUGAAGGCGUUCCGAUCGUCGGUCGAUGAAGACGAGAGGAGGUCGAUCGCCUCGACGCACUCGGUGCAGUCGAUGCGCGGCCACUGGGGUCGCCAUGGAUCAUCGCCGGACCCGACGGGAGCCCGUGCGUCGCUCGCCGCACUGUCGCACCGACAGUCCCCGCAGCCUUACCCGUACUACCACCACCAGCAGCCCAGGACGCCCUCUCCUCAACCACACAUCAUCGUGGAGAAUGGAGGGUCGGCGGUGGCGGCGACGUCGCCGGUGACUGGAAACGGCAAAGUCGAAAAAGUGCCCCUCGUCCAGAAAUGGUCCCCCGACACCAACUCCUCCUACACGCAGACACAGCGUAGCAUCAACAAGAGCAUGUCCCUUGAUACGCCUGUUUCCGUUGCUCAUGUCUAG